UGGGCUCUGGCCCAAGUCGAGGAAACAAAACCUGGGAGAUGCCAGAGUCUGUUGGCCCAGCCUGCUGGGUAGCUGUUAAAAGGCUGAGGAGGGAGGAGCCUCCAGAUUGUGGCAUUAGCUUGCCCUGGAACUUUUGGUUUUAAAAUGUAAAUCUCUUUUGCGUGUGUGAACAAGAAGUUUGUCAGGGGGAUGAGCAACUGAGUUGGGUUGUCUAGGGAAACACCUUCCUUCGACAGGUGAAGAGGGGGCUCAAGCCCAGAGAGGAGAGCACACUUGCCAAGGUCACAUAGCCAAGAUGGGAAAACCAGAGCCCAGCCUUGCUCAUUUAUCUGAAUUUUUGAGGAGUUGAUUCAUGGACCAAGCCAGGGGCUUAGAUGACAAAGGAGAAUGUCUGAGACAACCAAUAGGGAUGACUCAACACUCUUCUCUGCAUGGUACACAGCUUGCCCAAGGUCCAGCCUAGCCCCUAGACACCAUGUCAGACAGUGAUCUGGGUGAGGAUGAAGGCCUCCUCUCCCUGGCAGGCAAGAGGAAGCGCAGAGGGAACCUGCCCAAAGAGUCGGUGAAGAUCCUCCGGGACUGGCUGUACUUGCAUCGCUACAACGCCUACCCCUCAGAACAGGAGAAGCUGAGCCUUUCUGGACAGACCAACCUGUCAGUGCUGCAGAUAUGUAACUGGUUCAUCAACGCCCGGCGGCGGCUUCUACCAGACAUGCUUCGGAAGGAUGGCAAAGACCCCAACCAAUUCACCAUCUCUCGCCGCGGGGGUAAGGCCUCAGAUGUGGCCCUGCCCCGUGGCAGCAGCCCCUCGGUGCUGGCUGUGUCUGUACCGGCCCCCACCAACGUGCUCUCCUUGUCUGUGUGCUCCAUGCCACUCCACCCAGGCCAGGGGGAAAAGCCAGCAGCCCCCUUCCCACAAGGAGAGCUGGAGCCUCGUAAGCCCCUGGUGAGCCCUGGCAACACACUCACCCUACUGACCAGGGCUGAAGCCGGAAGCCCCACAGGUGGACUCUUCAACACACCACCGCCCACACCCCCAGAGCAGGACAAGGAGGACUUCAGUAGCUUUCAGCUGCUGGUGGAGGUGGCGCUACAGAGGGCUGCUGAGAUGGAGCUUCAGAAGCAGCAGGACCCAUCACCCCCCUUACUGCACACUCCUAUUCCCUUAGUCUCUGAAAACCCCAAGUAGGCAUCUGCCAAAAGGGGUGCUCGAGGCUCGAGCCAGCUGUCCUGGGUUUCCAUUUUGGUUCCCUUUCAUACAGAGGGUUUUCUUUGGAUCACUGCCAAACAUCGGGGUCAUCUCCUCUGUCCAGAGGUCUUCAGCAGGGAGAUGCCAGCUGGUGUCACUGCACUGUGAUGGGGACCUCUCUGCUGACUGCCAUUUCUCCAGGCCUCCUCAGUGAUGAGAUUGAGAUCGGAGACAGGCAUGGUGCUGCUGCUGCUUCUCCAGAGAAUGCCCAGGACACCUUUGUUCCAGCCUGCUUUCCUAGGCUGGGCACAGGAAACCUACUACAUUCAGACCUAUGCCCCUGAGCUGGGCCUCUUUUUUGUUAAGCCAAGUGUGGACAUUCCAAGUUCGUAAGUGUGAACAAAAGAGAAGAGGAACCCAGAAGAUGUAACAGAACUGACUCCAGUUGAAUGUUUAGGUUUUCACUAAACUUUGUGUUUAUUUUUCCCUUUUUGCUGGGGUUUGCAUUAAUGGAGUAGUUAGCCCAGGUGUGGGGAGUGAGUGUGUUGCGUGAUGGAGUCUGAUGAACUGAGAACCAUGCACCACUGCAACUGGUGUUUUACAAGGAAGGAGUAUUUUUAUUUUGGGGACCAGCUAACUCUCAAUUCCAAAACAUUGUUGUAUUGUUGUUUUGAUUUACCAAAAAAAGAAAAAAAAAAAAUCUGGGGCUUUGGCUUUUCUGCAUCAGGCACAGAAGGGAAUAAAGCCUUCUUAAGUAUAAAGAGAGGGUCCAACAGAGAAUCUGACCAAACCUUCUAAGCACAGAGCAGAGAAGGAUGAUAAAACCAGAGAGGUGUUUUUUUUUUGGGGGGGGGGGGGUUAUUUUUUUUUUAUUUUAUUUUUUACUAUAUUUUGGGGAAUGGGGGAAGUAAGCUAGACCAAGGCAGUGGGUUUUUUGGUUGUUGAUUUUUUUUUUUUCCUCUUUAAUGUUUUCCCCUUCUUUAUCCUUGAAAGCUUCGCCCUGCAGCCUGAGUUUUGAAUACCUUUAAGAACUUGGAUUAGUGGGACCAGAAUGUCAAAAGCUCCCGGUAGCUCCUACUUGGAGAGAAGUGAGCCAUCUACUGGUCAGGAAGCCCUGUAGCCGACUCAAGUGGGCAGCUUUUCCCACGAUGGUGGCAAGAAACUAUUCCUGGAAGAAGUAAGGAAUGGUGCCCCCAGCUGCUGAGGAACUGCCUUUUAAGGAGGCUGGGGCUGGAAAUCAGUUAUGAAGCCUGUUCACUGUGUCUUUGUGUUGCACCUUUUUUUUAAAUUGGAGUUGCAGAGGCCUCUGCCCUGAACUUCACAGUGAAACAAAUCAUAGUUGGUCUUACUCUUCUCCCUGCUCCCCAUUUUUUAUUUUGCUGUCUCACUGCUGACAGCAUUCAACAGCAAUAUGCCCCAUCUUUUUAUAUAUCCUAAGAAACACUAAUCCUAGGUUAUUAUUAGCCAAAAUAUUUUUGUUCCGAAUAACAUUGUUACUGGGCCAAAAGACCAGUCAGGAGCCCCCAGCCUGUAGUUUCCUGAAGUUGCCAAGUCAGACACAAGGGGGAGAUUCCUGGGGAGUGACUGACUUGGGUGGACCUGGCCAGAAGAAAGGCAGCAACAUGUGUUCUGUCCUUUCUGGGAUGAUCCCUGAAGUUUUCAGGGAGGCUACCCAACUUCUCAGUAGCUCAGCCUACCCAUUGCUGUGGGAAUGGGGAUUGGUUAUUUAAGGAGAUGGAGCUUUGCUCUGAGUGGGCAAGUUUCCUAGGCUCUCUCUUUUGCCGCCCCACUGCCUCCUUGCAUGUCCCAGGGGGAUCAGGGAUCCUCACCCUCCUGAGGCCCAGCUGGGAAAGAAGGAACAUAGCACCUUCAAAAUUAGUUGAAGUUGCUGUUUGCCCAGCUUCUUCUACCCCACCCACGUGUGUGAGCCCAGGUCUAGUGUGACUGUUGGGAGAUGCUUUUAGCAAGGGACCCUGGAAGUGUGUCGGGCUGGGGUGGUGCACUGAGCGGUAGAGGUGGUGAGGGGUGAGGGAGCCAUGCUGCUGAAUUCUGGUUGGCAUUCCCCCCUUGUGCAAGAUGGGGAGGCUGGGGGUGGGGCAGCCUCUGCUUGGUUCGGUUGUGAGAUAAACCUGGAGAAGACAGUUAUCCCGUUGAAUUAUUUGAGCAAAAAACUACUGUAAAUAACUUUUGAUUUUGUCUUUUGUCAAAUAAAGUUUGUUUUUGGUUUU
Prionailurus viverrinus (fishing cat) is the source of this 3417-nucleotide messenger RNA. It is a transcript of the gene TGIF2, whose product is annotated as TGFB induced factor homeobox 2. The record is from RefSeq and is a predicted model, not a curated record. The transcript has 3 exons. Gene Ontology annotation, biological process: regulation of transcription by RNA polymerase II. The coding region runs from base 476 to 1189 and encodes 237 amino acids. Lineage: Eukaryota; Metazoa; Chordata; Mammalia; Carnivora; Felidae. Gene Ontology annotation, molecular function: DNA-binding transcription factor activity, RNA polymerase II-specific; RNA polymerase II cis-regulatory region sequence-specific DNA binding.